GUGCCCCCCGGAGCCGGCUGGACGCGGUGCUCGCGCGCAGACCCAUCAUGAGGUCGGUGCUGGCGGUGCUGGUGCUGGCGGUGGUGGCUGGCGCGCAGCAGGCGGCAGAUGGUCGGCCCAGUCGGCGCUGCGGUCUAGACGAGGCCACGUGCGGGGACGGCACCUGCAUCAACGCGGACUACAUCUGCGAUGGGCGACAGGACUGUCCGGAUGGCUCCGACGAGAACAGAUGCAGCACUCGCGACGAGUGUGAGCCGAACGAGAUGCAGUGCGAUAACCGCAUCUGCGUGAUGAAGCAUUGGCGCUGCGACGGCGACAACGACUGUGGCGACAACUCGGACGAGCAGAACUGUGGCGGCCCGCCGCCAGGCUCUGACUGCUCGGCCAGCGAGUUCCAGUGCGUCGACAGCAGCGGCGCGGCCCGGCAGCAGUGCGUGCCGCGCACGUUCCAGUGUGACGGUCGCGCCGACUGCCAGGACGGCAGCGACGAGUUCGGCUGCGCGAGCCCGGUGAUCGUUGAGCAGCCGCCAUCAGUAGUGGUCAUCAGCAUCGGUGACGUGUUCAUCAUCAAGUGUCGCGCCGUGGGGAAGCCCACGCCGGAGAUCACCUGGCGACGAAACUGGAACCAUGUGCCCUCAAAGUGUCGCCAAGAGAGGUGCGUCCUAGUUGAGUUAUCAGGCAUUUUGUUUCGGCGGAAUGUGCUUUAUCUCCGUUGA
Molecule: messenger RNA, 716 nt
Organism: Pollicipes pollicipes
Lineage: Eukaryota; Metazoa; Arthropoda; Thecostraca; Pollicipedomorpha; Pollicipedidae
Product: basement membrane proteoglycan-like
Exons: 5
Coding region: 48-716 (222 amino acids)
Cellular component (GO): plasma membrane; signaling receptor complex
Molecular function (GO): protein binding; low-density lipoprotein particle receptor activity
Source: RefSeq, a predicted model, not a curated record